UCUCUCUCUCUCUCUCUCUCUCUCUACCCACUUUUGUCACCAUGGGCCGCCUCGCCAAGCACCGCAAGCUCAAAAAGUUUGACCUGUACAAGAGCGCCCGCAAGGGUCCGACUCCUCCGAGCCAGAGAGAGGAGGAGCAACUGCCGCGCAGUCUGCGCAACCUCAUGCGUGCACAGCGUGAACACAAUGGUGGUGGAAGCACAACGCGCACGGACAGCGACGGUGGAGCGGGCAAGGCUAGGGGCGGCAAGGGCGGCAAGGGCGACAAGGACAACGGAAAGGGCGGAAAGGGUGGCAAGGAUGAUGCUUACUCGCGCGAGAACUUGUUCUACGCCGCGUUCAAGGCGGCGACGAAGCGGAAGCAGAAGACCAAGGCGUACUUUGACAAGAAGAAGGCCGAGAAGGCGGCCGAGGCGCAGGCACGGGCCGAAAAGGACGCGCAAGUGGCCGAGAAGGCGAGCGCACGGCGGAACAAGUACCGCAAGGCUGAAGAGAAGGCGCUGGAGCAGGCCGAAGCCGAGGCCGCGUCUGUCCUGCGCGGAACUAAUGAGGCCGAUCUCCAGCUGAGCGCCCGUGAGGAGGCCGAGGUUGCCGAGCUUGAGGAGCUCAACGAGGCGCGGCGGCAACUGGUCCACGGCCCAGACAAAGAUUUUGACGACUUUGUCGACGAUGUUGCCUUUGGCGAGCACGCGCAGACCGUUCCCAAGCUCAACAUCCCGACCAAGUGGAAGACGCGGGUCUCGGAGGCCCGCGAGAGUGAGGACUCGGCCGUCCACCGCAACGUCGCAAUUGUCAACUCGGCGCUCGGUGCGGCAUCUGAGGAGCGGAUGACGCAGCGCCAGGCCCGCAAGCGGCGCCGAGCCGCCGAGGCUCUCCGCAUCGCCACCCACAACGAGACCCAGGCUGCUCGUGCAGCUAUGGAGUCGGAGGAGUCAGCUCGAGCUGCUAAGCGCGCCAAGCGCGAGCGCUCGCGCGCAGCGAAGAAGGCUGCCAAGGCCUCGCGCAAGGUCGCUCCCGAGCAUGUCCGCUCGCAGGUCCAGGCCCAGUACCGUAUGAUGCGCCAGCUGCAGGCCCAGCGUCGCGCCCUUGGCCAGUAAACGUUCUCUCUUGCACACA
Thecamonas trahens ATCC 50062 is the source of this 1116-nucleotide messenger RNA. RefSeq lists its product as uncharacterized. The record is from RefSeq and is a predicted model, not a curated record. NCBI's taxonomy places the organism in Eukaryota, Apusomonadida, Apusomonadidae. The transcript is spliced from 2 exons. Bases 42 to 1097 code for a protein of 351 amino acids.